Messenger RNA from Prorocentrum cordatum, 1906 nucleotides. The record is from the annotation of a GenBank genome assembly. Lineage: Eukaryota; Dinophyceae; Prorocentrales; Prorocentraceae.
GCGAGCACGAAGAAGGCUCGCCGCCAGUUCAAUGUGGACUUCUUCAACAUCACGACCUGGGGCCCGCAGGCCCAGGACUACCUCGAGGAGACCAGCAGCACCAAGGACAGGGACAUCAUCGGCAUAGCGGAGCAUCACCUCCGCCAGCCAGUGCUGAUCAGCAAGGACAGACCCGCAGGCUUUGAGGGUAACUACUUCAACGAGGAGGGCAGCGACAUCACGGUCGUGAUCGCCCACAUGAUCGAGCACCCGACGGAGCAGGAAAGGUGGACAGGACCAACGCGGUGGGUCAUAGGCAACGAGAUGGCAGACAAGUACGCAAGCUGGGGAGCGGAGCACGGAGCGCUGGGCCCAGCCAUACUCGCGCAGCAGCAGGUCAGGGACCAGAUCACGGCGGCAGUCCAGAACAGGCUGCUGGGCAUCAGCAUGGCGGUGACGGUUGAGGGAAGAGAAAGCAGUCACCUGGACCAGCACGGGAACGCGAGGCUCGAUUUCAAGACAGUGCAGAUCGGCACGCGGGUCGUCCAUGACACCCACAAGACGCAGCUCACGCAGGGCUGGCUCUGGUGCGAGAAGUGCGGGGCCACAAGCUACCUUGGGAACCACAAGAGCCGAAUCGUUGCAGGCGUUGCUCGCAAGCUGGCCAAGCCAUGUGUCCCGCCCACCACAGCGGGGCGCCGAGUCAUCAUGGACCUGCAGAAGGGGAGGCUGCCGCGAAGAGCAAAGCAUGACGAGGACCAAGCGGCAGCCGCGCCACCAGAGGAGGUCACGAUUGCGGGUUUCAACCCAAGGGUGAGCAGCGCAGAGGUGAUCGACCUGGACGGAGAAAGCUCGGAAGCAGAGACACCGCAGCAAGCUCAGCCACAACCGCCAAGACAUCCCCACCCAGCAGCCGAGGCGAGCUGGCAGCUUGUGGACCACAUGGAGGGCUACGCGGAGCAGUGGAUGGACAUGGUGGACCCGGAUGUGUGGGAGGACAAGGACGACUGGAUGGAGCACAGUGUCCCGUACCUGGUAGCCGUCACCAUUGGAAGUAGGACGGACGCCCAAGACCAGAAGAAGGCAGCCACGCCAAGAGAGAUCCAGCAGACCAGCGAAUUUUGCGAGGACAUCUGGAAGGGCACCCACAAGGCGAGAAGGAGGCUCAUGACAUACAUGCUCACCCUCCCACGCGGCACCAGACAGCAGGCGGCAAGGGCACACAUGGGAGCCUUCCAGGGCAGGCGGACGAUCAUCCUCACCCACAGCAUGCCCAGCAGCGAUCGCAGGCCACUACCCAGCACGGCGGACGGCUACAGGGCGUGGACCCCAGAGCACCUGGACGACGACUCAACGCAACCAGACAGCGAGGUGCCAGAGCUGGAAGGCCAUGACAGCGACCAUGGCAUGGGCAUCGUCGAGGCGCUAGACCAGCACAACGAUGCCACAACCAGCGCCAAGGCCAGCACGACCAUGCAGGGGGCGCCAUGGAUCGCCAAGCCGACAGGGCCCGACCUGAUGAAGUACGCGCGGGAGGCCAAGGAGGCGGGCACGCAGCAUCCGCGCCUCUGCCAGCAACGAGGAGAUGAAGAAGACCCUGGGCGUGAGCUGGCCUGGCUCGAGAGGAACCGCCUGGAGCAGCUCAUGCAAACGCUGGCAGGAGGCUGGGCCCAGCUAGCAGGCGAGAGCGGCUGGCAGACGUGGAGCGCGGCGCGCGUACCCCAUGUGCCGAGGGAGCUCCAAACAAGUCCAUACCAGCGGCUCUUCAGUGAAAUCCCAGGGCCAAGCAGCCAAAACAGCCAGCGCAGAGCGGCAGAGGACAUCUGCCGCAUGGCCUGGCCCAACAGUGGAAUGGAGCGCGCGGGGAUCCAGCGGCAGGACCCUCGCGAGGCGGCGCGACGCAGGACCAUGGCAGAACAGCUCCUCG